Aspergillus versicolor CBS 583.65 is the source of this 2067-nucleotide messenger RNA. RefSeq names its product Zn(II)2Cys6 transcription factor. The transcript is spliced from 2 exons. Bases 1 to 2067 code for a protein of 688 amino acids. Gene Ontology annotation, molecular function: zinc ion binding; DNA-binding transcription factor activity, RNA polymerase II-specific. NCBI's taxonomy places the organism in Eukaryota, Fungi, Ascomycota, Eurotiomycetes, Eurotiales, Aspergillaceae. The record is from RefSeq and is a predicted model, not a curated record. Gene Ontology annotation, biological process: regulation of DNA-templated transcription.
AUGAAGCGAAAAGACGCCACGGAGAGUCCGGUGCAGGCCAAACGCCAUCCCAGACAGGAUCCGGUGUCCUGCCAGUUCUGCCGCAAGAAAAAGCUCAAAUGCGACCGGCAGCAGCCCUGCAGCAGUUGUCUGACCCGUCGUUUGCCGUGCUCUUUUCGCACAAAUCCCCCUGUCCACAGCGAAAAUGCCGCCAAACCAGCACGUCCGGCCUGGUCGCAGCCCCCGGAGAGUCCUCAGAAGGAUAUCUCUGGCCCAGCGCCUCCAGGUCCGGGGCUCGUCGGCAGCAAGGAGUCGCUGGCGACCGCAGACUGGCUGGAGCACAUCCACAUGGGCGACCGGGUGCCAGCAGCAGUCUCUCCGCAGCUCAGGGCCGAACUCAACGAGAAGCGACAUGGAUACGAUGAAAUCAGCGGUGCUGCUCACGUCUUGCUCUCUAUCACCACGCAGUCCUGGGCGCCGAACCAGAAUCCAGCCACGGUCGACCUGAUCCAGUUUCUCCCUGCCGAGUCGGACGCGCUGGCUCUCUUCAGCUACUUCUGUCGCUAUAUCAGCUACUUGUACCACAUCAUCAUCCCCCAUGUCGUCGAGGGCCAGAUCAACGAGGUGUAUCGCUGCGUGGAGCGCAGGGACCCGGUGAAUCGGAGCUACCUUGCUCUGGUCUUCGCCAUCACCGGGUCUUCGCUCUUCCUGCAGUGCUCGAUACAGUCGUCGCGCCACGCAGCAAUGUGCAGCCAGCGGUUCUCGUUCUUGACUGGCGCUGCUCUGACCCAGGCAGACUAUAGAUCCUAUCCAACAGUCGAGGGUCUCCAGGCUGCCCUGAUUCUCUUUCACAACAUCUCGCACAUACAUAGCUGCACUGCCGUCAGUGGCUUCUUCACCAUCGGGUCGAUCAUCGACCAGGCGAAGGCCAUGUUGCUGCAUCGAGUUGAUACGCAGUCUGCUGAGGGGAGGAAGGAGAAGCCAGUAAUGCUGGAGACGAAGCGGCGGUUAUGGUGGGAUAUCGCGUCAUUUGACUGGUGUCUGGGCUUCCUGAGCGGGCCUCAGGAGUGGACAUAUCUGGUCAAUCCAGCCUUCACGUAUACGAACAAGCCGGGCAACAUCGACGAUACGGACAUGACCAGCAACCCAAUAUCCCAACCCAGCACAACCCCCACGGCCAUGUCCUUCUUCCUCGAGCGCCUCAAACUCGCCGAGACAUGCCGAUGCAUCGUCGACACCAUCUCCGCCGAGCAGCUCACCGGCACAGAAGUCGAGUACUCCAAGAUCCUCGAUCUAGAUCGCAAGAUCCAGAACACCCAGGCCCAAUCUCCCGAUUUCCUUCGUCUCGACCCAAGUUCCCGCCGGCGCUAUGCAGCACUCUAUGAAGAGCACCCUACUAUAGCCUGGCAGGGAUGCAUCCUGCAGCAGGCCUGGUACUCCCGUCUGUGCCGUCUGCACCGCCCCUUCUUCAUCCGAGGGGCGCGCGAUCCGACCUAUUCCUACUCGUACAUGACCGGCCUAAGCGCGGCUCGCAAGGUGCUCGAGAUCAAGCGCCUCAUGGACGAGGAGGAGCCGCGGUUCUCGCCGUCCAGCUCGAUGAUCUGGUCCAUCAUGCACCACGUCUUCAUGGCGGCUGUUAUGUUGUUACUUGAUGUAUGCUACAACGCUGACGAUAUUCUCGCCGAUAAGCGCAAGGAAGAGGUCCUCGACGCUUGUCGCAUGCUCAGCAAGGCCCAGCAGUCCUCGGCGCUGGUGAAGGAGGGAAUCUAUGCAAUGAUGGGCGUACUGCAGGGAAACUAUAACAGAAUAGGUAACCCCGUCUCUACUACUUCGGGAUUAGUCACUGGGGUUCGGGUUGAUGCAUUGGAUUCCCAGAUGCUUGCCCCGCCUGUGGUGGUGGAGGAGCCCAUGCAUGCGUCCUUUAUCGACCUAUCUGCUUCGUCGGACAGAGCUCGGGCCCAGGAGGAUAGAGACUUGGAGGAAAUAUGGUCUGAGCUGAUUGACAACGGUGGCAAUAUGGACUUUGAUGCGGAGGACUGGACGGGCUUGUUCUCUAAUCUGACACGAGGGACUCAACCUCCUAGGUAG